UUACUACAGGUGACCCAGUAAGAGGUAACCACCCGGGCCUCGCUCGCUGGUUUAGUUUCGGUUUUGUGCUCGGGGGUUUUCACCGGUUGGUAUGAUGUAUGAUGUAUGAUGUCCCUGCCCGGCGCUCACUGGCUUCCUCAUCCGCCCGUCCCCUGCUGCCGCCGCCGCUGCAGGGACGUGACUGUGAGCUGUGCUUCCGAGCAGUGAGCGUCGAGGAGCAUGUGGUAAACUUUGGACCGCUUGCGUAGUUGUUUUUGUUUUACGGUUGCGGAAGACUGAAGGGGAGCUGCCGCCGCUGUUUCUCCUGGAAACGAAACUUUAACGGCGCGGAUCGAGCUCACUAUGUUCGACCGUCUGUCACCAAUUUAAGAAGAAAGGAUGGAUGACGAGAGAAGCGACGCAGGCGGAGGAGAGGCGGAGUUGGAGGAUGAGUUUGCGUGCGCCGGGAUGCUGCGGGGGUCUCUGACCUCCCUGCACAGCACGGUGGAGCGGAUAUUCAGUGUGGCGUUCAGCAUCGGGGCGGACGAUUUGCCUCACGGCAGCAACGGCCAAAUAUGGCUGAAACUGCGAGGGCCGAGCGCCAGUGUGAAAGCCGCCAAGUUAUUUGUGAAAGGAGUUGUGAACCAGGAGGAACAGCAGGAGAUUAAGUAUCCUGGGGUGCUUCACUGUGUCUUCUGCGGAGCCAAAGGCCUGUUCAUGGACAGCCUGAUCAAAAGCACCUCAGCACAUAUAGUGGUCGUCUCUCCAGGAUUCCUGCUCAUAUCUGGCCUGGUGGAGCCGGUGGUGCGAGCCUACUCUCUUAUUACAGACCUGGUAGAGAGGUAUGAGGGCACACAGUCCAAGCGCAUGGGGGACGGAGGCUCAGGUGAGUCCCUGGAUUCACGACGGGCCUUUAAAACUCUGGUGGAGAAGUGGGAAGACAGGCACAUCCUGGAUCUUCUUGUGCUGCCAGGAUCAGUAAAGGAAAUCCUGUUGGACUUGGUGAAAGAAACGGGACUUGGAUCAAGCCCUAGUUCAUCACUGACUGAUGUAAAUACAGAGGCAAGGCCACAUGGGGAUUCAGAGGAUAGGUCUAAAAUACCCAGUGCCCUAAAGCAAACAGUCCCUGAUCCUUCUACCACUACUGAGCGAUGGGCUGAAGGGAUGGCUGCAGGCACAGGAAAUGACUUUGCAAAUAAAGACUCCUUCCAGGGUUUUUACAUGUCUGCAGGCACCCGAGGGAGGGCAGAGGGUGCUGAAGAAAGACCCGCGCAUUCACCACAGGAGGUAGGAGAAGAGCACUUGGGCCAAGCAACAGCAUCCGGGAAGGAAAAAGAGCAGGAGUUGCAGCUGUCGAUGGGAAACAAGGAGUUUUGGCUUCUUUUGAAAUUCUUUACCGCCAUGGGAUACACAGAGGAGGUUGUGAAACGAGUGCUUGCCAGAACAGGACCUAAAGAGGCAUCGCAGAUUCUGGACUUAGUUCAACAGGAGCAGGACCGCAGUGACCAAGAGCAGAGGAAUCGGGUUCUCCCAAACCCAAAGAGGGAAGACGCUGUCGACCUGAAUCAGACAGAGAAAAACCGACCCUGUGAGACAGAACACAGAGAAGAUGGGGGAGAAAUAGCAGGAGGCGGUGGAGCCAUACGUAGCGAUGGAGAAACAGAAGAAGGACGAGAGGGGGAAGACGCAACAGGGGAUGCAAGACACAAUCAGGGAAAAGUCAGUGCAGACGUAAUGAAUAAAGAGCAAGAGGAAGACUUUGUGCUGGGGGUGUUGAAGAAAGCGGCAGCCAGCUGUGGGUACCCCGAACAGAACGUAACCAAACUGUACAACUUGUUGCCUGAUGGAUCGACUCACCAGCUGCUCCUGCAGCUGCAGAAAGAGGGAGUCAAAGAGGCAGGAGCCUUCAGAGAAGGACCGAGAGAGAUGGAUGAUGUGGUCUUGGACACUGGCGGGUCAAAACUUCAAAUAAUACCAGAACUUCAGCCUUAUACACCUCCAGAAGAGAGAGAAUUCGAUGGUCGAGAAAAGAUAAGGGUGUCAAGGAUUGAUAGUAGUGUCCCUAUUGAGGGACGAGAUAUUUGGAAUAAUAAACCCCAGCAGUCACCGGUGACCUUGUACACCUCACAGCAAAAGCAACACCAGCCUUCAAAGUCACAAACUCCUCACCACAUCAUCCUACCUGGGGUCAAAGGGCCACCAAUGCCUACUUAUGCCUCAUCCAUGGAUCCUCAGCUCACCAAUUUCCAAUCUCAUAAGCAACAAGGCAACACCAACUACUUGCCUAAUCCAUCUCCCACAAAACAGAAUCAUCAUGCUCAGAACAAUGGCUCAAAGCACUCCUUUAAGCAAGCCCUUCAAGCUCCUCAGCCUUUAUUCCCUGGCACGAAGGACUCGUCUCCCACCAGAGCGAUGGACAAACGGGGUUUCGUGUCUACUCCUCCAGUGGUGGUGACAGGAGAGCAGCGAUUCUUGGAGAGCCUGCAGAUCCCCUUUGAACUCAAGCUGACAGACCAGCCCGGAGACCCAACACUGAGGACGAUCAUAAUUGAUGGGAGUAACGUGGCUAUGAGUCACGGACUGGGUCAUUUCUUCUCCUGUCGGGGAAUCGCUCUGGCUGUACAGCACUUCUGGGACCGAGGCCAUCGUCAAAUCAGCGCCCUAAUUCCACAGUGGAGGCAAAAGAGCGACCCCAGGGUCAAAGAGAAGCACUAUCUGACAGAGCUGCAGCAGCUGGGCCUGCUCUCCUACACACCAUCCAGAGAGGUCCAAGGCAAGAGGAUCAGCUCGUAUGAUGACAGAAUGAUACUGCAGCACGCACAGAAGACAGGCGGAGUGAUCGUGACCAACGACAACCUGAGGGACCUCUUGGACGAGUCCCCCGUAUGGAGGGACAUCAUUAAAAAGAGUCUUCUUCAGUACACUUUUGUCGGGGAUCACUUCAUGGUCCCUGAUGACCCUCUUGGAAGAGGAGGGCCUCACCUGGAUGACUUCCUGCGUUCAGAGCAUAGGAGUCCAAAUCCAGGAAAUCACUCUUUUGCUGGCUCGGCCUCAUCUUUCAGUUCCUCCAAACAGCCACGCUCCCAAACAGAGGUCAUCAACUUCCGUGACCGAACACUAGGGGGCGCACUGGACGCUUUGGGAGCAGCCGGCAGGGGUAGAGGAAGGGGACAAGGAAAGGGAUGGGACAUGGGACAGAAGCAGAAGCAGUAUGGUGCUACAGGUCAUGGCCAGGGGGUCCGGACCGAGAGGAGUCCUGAAGAAACAGCCAGCCUGAGAGAGCAGCUCUGUCAGGUUUUCCCUAAUCAGGACAACAUGGUGACGCUGGUGCUGCAGUGCCACUCGGCAGAGACGGACAUCAACGUGCUGUCUGAUCUGAUUUUGGAGCAGCAAUCAACAAACUAGAAAUCUCUCAGUUUUAGUGUUUCACCAUAGAGUUUUCUCACAGAGUUGUUAUUCAUUUUCUCGUGUGACUAUAGACUCUAUGUAAAAGAUGGAUUUUAGCAACUGUGACAUCAUCCAUUGGUUUGUGGUUUGUUUGUUUUUUAAUCAGAACCAAUGAAGGUGAAGUGGAUUUAGCUGAGAAAAUUAGAAUAUUGUACACUCAGUUUUGGCCAGUGUUGCCAACUUAGCGACUUUGUCACUAUAUAUAGUGAGUUUUCAGGCCUCCUCAGCAUCUUUUUUUCUAAAAAGCGACUAGCGACAAAUCUGGCGACUUUUGGUGGUGUUAUUAGGAAGACUUAGAACCACUUUUUGACGUGAAAGCACGUAUCACUCUUUCUCUCAACAAGCAGCGGAUGUCGCCAUGGGCACCUCGCCUGUGCCAAAGCGCUCACAGGUGACGGAUUGUUGUCACGCAGCAGUUGCAACCCAGCUGCUGUCAGAGCAGGAGAUGUUGACCCCCUACGCCUCCAAAACUGCAAAUGAAUGGCGCAUGAGUGACUGACUGUAACACAGUCAGUUCUUCUUUUACUCCAACUUUUUGCAAAUCACAAAGUUUAAAGCUACACACACACAAAGUAAUUCUGCCAGAGUGCCUAUUUCAGGUCACUUUUGCCAGUACCCAGCCCAGACACAGGAGGUGGGUUAGAAUUGUGACAUAAAAAAACAAUAACUGCUAAAAGAAAUUUAAUUUGUAGUUCUAAAUAUAUUCUAAAUUAAUUUAUUGUGUUUUUUACUCACUUUAUGUCUCUUCCACGAUAUUUCUCUCUCCUACAACAUAGGUUACAAUUACAUAAGCAUGACCAAUUGUGCAAAUUAGGUAAUGACAUUAUUUAGCAACUUUUAGGACAGCGAUUUUCCUUACUGAGGAGUUGGCAACACUGGUUUUGGCUUCACAUUUCAAAUUCGGAGGUUACAUCCAUCUCCCAUAUACAGUCUGUAUGGAUAUAGCACAACAGCAACUACAAAGAUAGAUAGAUAGAUAGAUAGAUAGAUAGAUAGAUAGAUAGAUAGAUAGAUAGAUAGAUAGAUAAAGCUAAAACUAGACCUGCUCUGUCAACUGAACCAGAAAAAUCCCUCAGUGAUUGUCAGUUCAUUAUUUGUGUUUGUUGUUUUGAUUUUUCUUCCAGAACUAUACAGAUGUAUUAUUCUUCUACAUUUAUGCAUUGCUGUCAGUGUUUAUUGUGUAUUUUAUGUUAGUCUGAUUUCUGUCAAAGCACCAGUAAAACUGAAGACAUUCCAGUGUAGCUUUAAUGCCAAAUACUGGCAUGCUAACACACCAAACUAAUGUGAAUAUAUGGUUAAUACAUUAGUUAGCAUUCUGACGCAUUAAAUUGACAUCCAAAAAUUUGGUCAAGACAUAAGUUAGGAUGCUAAAUCACCUAAUUGACACACAAACAUAUGGUUAACGCCUUAGUUAGCUUGCUAAUUACCAAACUAACACAUUAGCAUGAAUAUAUUAGCUAGAAUGUUAACAUACAUAGUUAGCGUUUUAGCAUGCAAAAACACCAAAUUAACAUUUUGGUUCUGACACACCAAAUUAAUGUAAAUAUAUAUAAACAUAUUGGUUAGCAUGCUAAUAUUGACAUUUAGCUUUAGUACAGCUUCCUAGGUUUAAGUUGGUUUUAUGGUUGAGCAGAAGUAGCAGGGACUGCCCGUCCACCUGCAGUGAGCGCUGUUGUCAGAUGGAGGCAGUGUACAAGGUAUGUUACCGCCAUUGUGCAGGCUACUUUUGUUUGUCUGUGAGCGAAUUUUUUACACACAGAGAGCUGAAGUGAAACCGAGUGUUAAAAACUAUGAAAAUAUUACUGCAGCCACUGUCUGUGCUAUUCGUGCUUUAUUUUUUUAGUCAUUUUUCGAGGUUCUCCGAUUCCUGGUGAACUCUUCUAUUGCUCCCUUCUCUAUUCCAGCCCACUUGUCAACCAGUCAGCAUUCUGCAGUUGCAAAUAUCAUCCACUUACAGCAACCUGCAGCCUAGAUCUCAAAGGACUGCAUGGGAGAGCGUCUUGGGUGGGGGAAAACCCCCCUGUUUGACCAAAAGCUGUACGCAGAUGGACACAUUUGUGACCAUAAAACCAGCCUUAGAGACACUAGCUCAGCAACAGAGUCUUAUUUUUAUUUUUUUGUAUUUUUAUAAGACUAAUAUAGUCAUUGCGUAAUGACACCUAUUAACUAUCUUUCUCCGGGUAGUUUUAACUCUGGGAAAACGAUUGUGAAUCCCAUAUGGUAUCAUAACAGAGCCAUUUUAUAAACAGUUAGUCUGCUUUGGGUAAUAUAAAAUUACAUAUUUUGUGUAUUUUUCUGUUGUUUUUCCUUUAAUUUUACAGCCACCGGUUUACUUAGAAAAUAGGUUGAAAGAUUUCUCAGAGGUACAUAGUUGGCACUGAGAAUAGAUUUUUGGAUAUACAGUAACUGGUGUAAGAGUGUGUCAUGCUGAGAAAGUAAAAACCCAACUUUGCAAAAAUCUGCACAAUUAUAUAUUUUAACUUAUUUUAAUUAGGUCUUUUGUUUCGCAUAACUUUGGUUAUGAGUCUAUAAUUAUAUCUUUAAGGUAUGUCUGGAUGAAGAAAUUAAGAGCAAACCAAAACAUGGAAAAUUCAUUCUUCAUCCAAAUGUCAUUGUUAAUGUGGGCUACUUCCGUGUGAGUAAAUAGCCGUAAUCUUAUUUGUAUUGUUAAUAUUUAUAUAUUUUAUUCUUGUUCUUAAUUAAAAUAUUUUUUAAAUGGUG
This is a messenger RNA of Maylandia zebra (zebra mbuna), 6147 nucleotides long. It is a transcript of the gene khnyn, whose product is annotated as KH and NYN domain containing. Gene Ontology annotation, cellular component: nucleus; cytoplasmic ribonucleoprotein granule. Gene Ontology annotation, molecular function: mRNA binding; RNA endonuclease activity. The record is from RefSeq and is a predicted model, not a curated record. Lineage: Eukaryota; Metazoa; Chordata; Actinopteri; Cichliformes; Cichlidae.